AGGGUGGGUGCAAGCAGGUACUGCAGCGCAAGCUAGGCAGCCAGGCUUUAGCAGCCCUGAUGGUACCCCUGUAGCAAGGCAAAUGUUUUCCACUCCCACCGCUGCUAAUAAUGACACCUUGGCACAAUUGCGUGACCUUUUGGGGGAGUUGGGAACCCACAUCGGUGACACUGUUGUUAGCCGCAUAUUAGCCAACCAAACACCUCCCCCCACACUUAGUUGCCCACACCCCAUGACCCCACCCCCGCUCGAGCCCAUACCUUCCCCAGCUGAUUUGUCUCGACUGAACAUUAUGGUAAAUGCAGCUGUCAAGGAACCGGUGAUGUAUAGGGGGGAUGGCUCAGACAAAUACACCGUACAAGAGUGGAUAGAUAUGAUGGACGCUUACCUGCAUAAAAAGAAUUGUCCGACUACAGAGCAGGCGGGUGAAAUCCUCAGUCAUCUUUUGGGACGAGCUAAGAGUAUCGUUAAGGUGGGGCUGAAGAGUAGUGGUGAUAUAAACACACACCCUGAAGUGGUAUACGAUAUACUCAGAAGAUACUUCAGUGACUCUCCCAUGUCUGGCCUACCGAUGGCUGAUUUCUAUUCUACACAGCCUGACGCAAAUGAGAACCCAGUUGAUUACUGGGUUCGGCUCAAUACAGCAGCCGAGCACGCUGACCAGCAUCUGCGGAAAAGUGGAGAAAAGAUGGAGAACAUGUCAGCGCAAAUUGCUAUGAUGUUCAUCAGGAAUUGCCCCAACCCCGAACUCUCCAGUGUGUUCCGAUGUAAGCCUAUCAGCAAAUGGUCAGCCGUGGAGGUGCAAGAAGCUAUCGAUGAGCACCAGAGAGAGCAUCAGGCAAGGAAGAGGGCCAUGAGAGCAGAAAAGUUCAAAAUGGUGACAGCAGCUACCACUACCUGUCAACCUGUGGUUGAGGAGCUGACUGCAAUGAGGGUGGGCGUUCAAGAACCAUCUACACAGACAAAGGUGAGUGCAGUCACCACUUCAGAAGCAGGGGCUUUAGAACGAGUACUAAGCAUGCUAGAAGGCGUUUUGGCCAGAGCAGCCUCCCCGGUCCAACAGCCGACCCAGUGGACACGCCCCACUUCUUGCCGUGUAUGUGGUGACAAAACUCACAUCACACGUGAACACUGCAUGAAAGACAAGAGGUGCUUUGGGUGCUUGGAACCUGGCCACACAAGGAGAGAUUGCCAACGGGCCGCUCCACGCCAAACCCAAGCAGAGAACCACACACCCAACCAGGGAAACUGAGUCGCUCACACUGUGGAGGGCAAAGUGUGAGUACGUCAUGUCAGACCCUCAAAACUGAAGAAGACAUACAUGCAAUAUAUGAGAAGAGCUGCAAGACUGCACCGAAUGGUAGUGUCAUGAUUUUCCAGAAUAUACACAAACUUGAGAAGGCAGAUGAUUUAUUCUACACUGAUGUGCUGGUGAAUGACCAAGUUGCACUGUAUGCCAUGCUAGACACUGGUUCAAUGGCUUGUACGAUGAGUGAAGAAGCAGAAGAGGAGCUCCACAAGGCAGGGUUGCUGUCAGAGGGUGCCCAGUCCAUCAAAGACAUUUUUCUGGUGGGUUGUGGUGGUGUGCAUGUGCAACCCAAGUGCAUUCACCAGUUAAAGUUGAAAAUCUACGGACAAGAAGCAAUCGUGCCCACAUUAGUUGUGCCAGGCCAGCGUGACCAAAUGAUAGUAGGUACCAAUUUGCUGAAACACUUGCUACGCCAAUUCAAACAAGAUCCCAGCUAUUGGCGCGUGAUGAGUAAAGCUGACUCUACUGGUGAACCAGGCAUCGAACAGUUUUUGAGCAUGCUCUCGGGCAUAACAAGAUGGAAAGGUGACAUUAUCCCAGACGUCAUUGGAACUGUGAAGCUUACUAAUGCUGUGACACUGGUACCAAAACAGGAGCACAUAGUGUGGGGAAAACUUCCUGGAAAGGCUCCUAUCUCCGAGGGAAGUACCAUACUGGUGGAACCGGCAAAAUCCCACUCCAACCGGAAGAGCAUCAUGGUAGGAAGAACUGUGGCAGCAAUGAGCGGAGACAGGUGGGUUCCUGUGAAGGUCGUGAACCCAAGUGAUAAACCUGUAACACUGAGGAGGAACAUGAAGUUAGCUGAUGUUUCACCAUGCGUGGCACUUGAAGACUUUGAGCUUGGAGUGGACUGUGUCGCCAACACAGAGCUAAAAGCACAAGGCCAAAGCGUAAGGGCAGACCCUGACCAUGUGCCUGACACCUCUGUAAAUUUCACCCUUCAGGAUAAGCUUGCUAAUCUUGGGUUGGACGACAUAGACAUCCACUCAUGUGAAGUGUCCCCUUAUUGGAAGAGUCAACUUGUGGAACUCAUACAGAGGCAUGAUGAUGUGUUCUCCAAGAACAAGCUGGAUUGUGGCCUAGCCAAAGACUUCGUCCACAGGAUCCAUCUGACCGAUGAGCGCCCUUUUCGACUAGCAUACCGCCGUGUCCCACCAAGCCAAUACCAGAAACUAAGAGAGGUCCUUUCUGAGAUGGAGGAGAAGAACAUCAUACGCAAGUCAUCAAGUGAGUGGGCCUCGCCAUUAGUACUGGUUUGGAAAAAGAAUGGGGAACUGCGCAUCUGUGUGGACUACAGGUGGCUUAAUGCACGCACUGUGAAAGAUGCCCAUCCAGUACCUCACCAAGCCGACUGCUUGGCUGCGCUAGGGGGAAAUGCCAUAUUCAGCGCCAUGGACUUGACAUCGGGGUUCUACAAUGUCCCCAUGCACGAACAGGACAAGAAGUUCACUGCCUUCACUACACCAGUAGGCCUCCAUGAAUUCAACCGACUACCCCAAGGCCUGUGUAACAGCCCGGCAAGUUUCAUGCGCCUUAUGAUGAGUGUCUUCGGAGACCAAAACUUCUUGACCCUGCUGUGCUACCUCGACGAUGUUUUGGUUUUUGCCCCAAACGAAGAGCAAGCCCUCAAAAGACUCGAAAUGGUCUUUAAGCGGUUGAAAGGACAUGGGCUUAAGUUGGCCCCGAAGAAGUGUCAUUUCCUCCGGCGAAGUGUCAAGUUCUUGGGCCAUAUCAUUGAUGAGAAUGGGGUUUCGACUGACUCUGAAAAGAUACAAGUCAUCACAGACAUGAGCGAAGCGGACUUGAUGAUGGAAGAUGGAAUCACACCUUCAGCAAAAAAGAUUAAGUCUUUUCUUGGUAUGGUAAUGUAUUACCAGAGAUUCAUACAAAACUGUUCCAGUAAGGCGAAGCCCUUGUUCUCUCUGACCGCCGCUGCGACUGGAAAAGCCAACGCAAAACGGGCUUCUCACUUUAAAAAGCUCAGCCCAGGUGAUUGGGCUCAAGAACAGAGUGACGCAUUCAACCAACUAAAGGCUGCUCUGUUGAACUCAGUUGUGUUGGCCCAUCCGGACUUUGGUCGCCCUUUCAUCCUCUCAACCGACGCUUCAUUAGACGGAUUGGGCGCUGUCCUCUCUCAAGUCCCUGAAGGAGGGAGCAAAGCACGUCCCAUCGCCUUUGCAAGCAAAGCCCUGAGUCGCUCACAAACCAAGUAUCCAGCCCAUCGUUUGGAGUUCCUCGCUCUCAAGUGGUCAGUGUGUGACAAAUUCAGCCAUUGGCUGAAGGGAAACUCCUUUACUGUUUGGACUGAUAAUAACCCGCUGACCUACAUCCUCACAAAGCCAAAGUUGGAUGCUUGUGAACAGCGGUGGGUGUCGAAGUUGGCUCCAUACGACUUCAGUAUCCAAUAUAUCCCAGGCAGUAAGAACAUCGUUGCAGAUGCCUUGAGCAGGCAACCCUUCAUCAAGCCACGGGUCAGCGAGAGACUUAUAGCAGAGCCAUAUAAAGCUCUCCUCGAGGAAGCGCAACAUAUCCGGGAUGACAGGAUACAGGAUGUGUUUCGGCUGAGCACCAACUGCCAAGAGGUAAAACUGGGCGGAUAUGAAGUGGCAUGCAGUUCAAUGAGCAGUGAAGAAGUGACGGCAGUCCUGGAUGGUCAGAUUGGGUGGGGUGAGGGACCCAAAGGGAGAGUGAUCUCCUGGCUGGCAAAUGAUGUACACAAGGUUGUUCCACCUGGGGAAAGUGUCUUACCUGUCUUCUCCCUUAAAGAACUUCAAGACAAGCAACAGGAAGAUACUAUACUGGCAAGAGUCAUCCACUAUGUGGCACGUGGCAGAAGGCCAUCAAGAAGAGAAAGAGUUAAAGAGCCUCUCAAAGUCCAGAAGACUCUAAAGCAGUGGGAAAAGCUCAAGAUGUUGGAUGGCAUCCUAUAUAGAGUGAGCAAAGAUUCACUAACUGGGAGGAGGCGGUAUCAGUAUGUUGUGGCUGCAUCACUGGCCAAGCAGGCUCUGCAGGGUGUCCAUGAUGAGGCUGGGCAUCAGGGACAGCAUAGGACUCUAUACCUGGCGAGACAGAGGUUCUUCUGGAUUGACAUGGAACGAGAUGUCCGUGAAUAUGUCAAGUCGUGCAAGCGCUGUGUGGUGAGCAAGACACCAGAACCUGAAGGGAGAGCGCCUCUCGAGAGCAUCAAAACAACAAGCCCUCUCGAGAUGGUCUGCAUUGACUUUUGGUCAGCUGAAAUCCCAAAUGGAAAUACUGUGGAUGUCCUGGUCAUCACUGACCACUUCACAAAAAUGGCUCACGCUUUUCCAUGUCAUGAUCAGUCAGCAAAGCAGGUUGCUCGUCAACUCUGGGAUCGAUACUUCUGUGUCUACGGCUUUCCAGAGAGAAUUCAUUCCGACCAAGGAGCCAACUUUGAGAGCCAGUUGAUCCGAGAGUUGCUGCUGAUCUCUGGGGUAAAGAAGUCAAGGACAACGGCCUAUCACCCCAUAGGAAACGGUGUAGUUGAACGAUUCAACCGGACAUUGGGAAGCAUGAUCAGAGCUCUCCCUCCAAGAGCCAAGCAAAAAUGGCCCCAAAUGUUGCAGACAUUGACUUUCGCCUACAACUGCACCGCCCAUGAGUCGACGGGUUAUGCCCCGUUCUAUCUAAUGUACGGAAGAAUUCCCAGACUCCCAGUUGACGUAAUGUUCCACAAUGUGGAGAGGGACUGUGACAUUGUCGACUAUGAUAAAUAUGUCCUCAAACUGAGGGAAGAGUUAAAAGAGGCAUUAUCAUCUGCCCAGGCAAAUGCUGUCUCCAGUCAGCGUCAUCAGACUGAACUAUACGGAGAUGUUCUUCACAAGCAUCAGUCUCAGGUGUUCGGCUGCACAGGUGUUCUGGUGUUGUCGGACUUCCUGAUUCAAAGCCUUGUAGGAGCAGCCGUAGCCAUGAAAGGGACAGCUCACCUGAGCUUUGGGACACUCAUGUUGGUGACUGGCCAGCUGUCGGCGUGGCAAGGAGGAGAAGGAGCAGAGGUUGGGACAAGAGACGGGGAAGGCGGGACACACGGUCUCCUGAUGUUUCUGCAGGUCGGCGAGCGGCAUGUUGGCGGCACAGAAGUCGCAGGCGGCCUGUCGAUGUUUGCACCUGUAGCUCAAGUGCUCGGGGAUUUCUUUCCUCAUCAUCCUCUCCUUGCACUUGCCCAGCGGACACGGAACCUCGAAAAAUGGACACACGUUCAGGUGUUCAGGUAUCUGCUGCAGACUCAUGCACUCCUGGCAGCCUUGCUUCUCACUGCGACAGUGCACCUUCAGCGCCAUGAUCUCCCGGUGGCAACAAACAUCCCGAAAGAUCUUGUUGCUGAACAGGGGCUCCAUGUCAGCUGGGCACACCGGCUUGGGACCACUGAGGAUGUGAGCGAUGCAGCUCUGACAGAAGCGAUGUCCACAUUCGGUCUGACGAGGCUGACACAGGACCAGCCUGCAGGACUCACAGCGGUACUUCUCUUCAGGACUUUCUACAAAGUGGUCAGUGAAGCCACCAUGAAGUGGCAGGAAGGCCGCAGCCGCACCUUCUCCUCGGCGCGUCUCUGCUGGGUUCAAACCGCCGACCCGUUGCCGCUUUCUGCUGAGCCGUGGGCCUCUUCAUGUCCGCUGCGGCAACUCUCGGUCCUGUUGCGACGAGGCAGGCGGACUGGGAAACGCUUGGAAGGUUCGGGGGUACGGAGCUAUGGAGGUACGGAGGUACGGAGAUCCAGCGGCACGACUGUUCGGGUCACGCUGGAAACCCCCUCUUACAAUGGCAGGAAUGAGGGGAAGGUGGAAGUCAAUGGGGUAAAAUGCAAGGCACUCAUAGACUCUGGCUCCCAGAUUACCAGUAUUACUCACAACUACUGGCGCAACCACCCCACCCUUCGGGUACAAAGGCUGAAGCCUUCUAAAAUACCCAUAGAGGGGGCAGCCGGCCAGAAUGUGCCUUACCAUGGUGUCUUACACAUUAACCUUAAAAUGCUGGGGAGAGAGUUUGAGGCUGUGCCAGCUUUCGUGGUCCCUGAUUCUGAGUAUCGUUCCUCUGUCCCUCUGCUUGUGGGCACUAAUGUCAUUCGGGCCUCCAGGAGCCACCUCCAAGCAACCUAUGGCCAGCAGUUCAUUCACCGUGUCAAGCAAAGCCAUCCAGAGUGGUACAGUGCCCUGCUGGAAAUUCUGAACACAGAACAUAAUGUAACGGAUGACACAGUUGGCCCUGUUGUGUACGCUGGACGCAAAAUAAGCAUCCCUGGAGGGAAGGAGAUGGAUUUGAAGUGUAGGAUCAAAGUUGGCCCACAAAGAAAGACUUACACAGCCCUCAUUGAAGGCCACCCUUUCCUGCGUCUCCCCCAAGACCUAUUGGUUGCCAAAGUCCUUACUGAUGUAAAGAAAGGCUGCACCCCUGUUAGGGUGAUGAAUCUGUCUCAACAUGCUAUCACCAUAAAGCCCCAUACACAUUUGGCCAAUGCAGUCGUGGUGGAAAAUGUUGUAGAGUUUCCUGACAAGAGGCCAGGUGAACCUGAUAAGGCUGAGAGUGAAGAGGCCUGUCUGAGUUUGGAUCAAGUUGUGGCAGGUUGUGGGGUGGACCUCAGUGAAGCAGCGGUAGAGAAUGAGCACCAGCGGUCCCUCCUUAAAGAGCUGGUGGAGAAAAAUGGAAGUGUGUUCUCCCAGCAUUCCAUGGACUAUGGCCACACAAAAACCAUAGCGCAUGAAAUUCCCCUUGUCGAUUCUACCCCUUUCCGACUGCCCUACCGCAAGAUUCCCCCCUCACAGUGGCAAGAUGUGAGGAAGUUGUUGAUGGACAUGGAGGCAACAGGGGUCAUCAGGCCUAGUAAGAGCCCAUAUGCUUCGCCAGUAGUGAUUGUAACCAAGAAAGAUGGGUCACUAAGGCUUUGUGUGGACUACAGAAAGCUGAACUCCUACAGCACCAGAGAUGCAUUCCCUCUGCCCAGAAUAGAGGAAGCUCUGGAGGCCCUGGGGCAAGCGAAGUACUUCUCCACCCUUGACCUCACAUCUGGUUACUGGCAGGUGGAGGUGGCGGAGCACGACAAACACAAGACAGCGUUCAGUACUCCUAUGGGGCUGUUUGAGGCAAACAGAAUGCCUUUUGGGCUGCAAAACGCUCCGUCCACCUUCCAGCGACUGAUGACCUGCUGCUUUGGAGAUCUGAACUUCACUCACCUCCUCAUCUACUUAGAUGAUCUGAUCAUAUUCUCAAAAACCUUUGAUGAGCACCUGGAGAGGUUGCAGCUGGUGUUUGAUCGACUCAAGGAGCAUGGCUUGAAGUUGAAACCCUCGAAGUGCCAGCUUGUGAGACAAGAGGUGCAGUAUUUGGGUCACUUGGUGUCCGCAGAGGGGAUCAGGACAGACCCAGAGAAAAUCAGCAGGGUUAAGGGCUGGGUGAGGCCCACAAAUAGGAAAGAAGUGCUCCAAUUCUUGGGCCUAGCCGGGUAUUACAGACGGUACGUGAACGGCUACUCCAUGAUAGCAGCACCUCUAUACCGCCUCACUAGCGGUGACCCCAGAAAGAAGAAGAGGGGGCAUAAGAAGAGCCCGGGUCCUGACCCACCCUUCAUGUGGACUCAUGAGUGUGAGGAGGCCUUUCAGACACUGAAAGAGAAGUUGACAACUGCUCCAGUGCUGGGGUAUCCAGAUUUCAGCCGGCCCUUUCUGCUUCAAACUGAUGCGUCAGGAGAGGGCCUUGGCGCUGUCUUGGUCCAGGUCCAGAGUGGAGUCGAGAGAGUCAUAGCCUACUCCAGCCGUGGCUUGAGUCCAACAGAGACCCGAUAUCCUGCACACAAACUUGAGUUCCUCGCUCUGAAGUGGGCAGUGACAGAUAAGUUAUACGACCAUCUCUAUGGGCGUAGAUUCUCAGUCCAGACAGACAACAACCCUCUCAAGUAUGUGAUGUCCUCAGCUAAGCUGGAUGCUACAGGACAGCGGUGGGUGUCUCGACUGUCGGCGUUCGACUUUGACAUCCAGUAUAGAAGAGGAAAGAGUAACGCAAAUGCUGACGCACUCUCCCGUAUGUCCAACCAGGAGGUCACGCAAGUCUUACACACCUGUCCCCAGCGGGUGAGGGCCAGUAACUUAGGCCAUGAAGAGAACCGGCCCACCCAUGGACAAGAGAGCCAUGGACAGGAGAGCUCCCCGGAUGUGAACAAUACUGCCCCAGAGGAACCUGACAUCCAAGAACCUCUAUCACACAAGCCCAGUGAGCCCUAUAUGGAUGUGGGAACAGAGUCAUUACCUGCCAUGACAAAACAGGAGAUCCGUGCAGCCCAGAAGGAAGAUCCUGCCGUCGGCCCUGUCCUGCACUCUAAAAGCCUGAACCAGAAGCCAAGUCGCAGUGAGAGGAUCAGUGGUGGUGGGCAAGUGUGCCUUCUCUUAAAGGAGUGGAGGAGGUUAGUGAUACGAGACGGUAUCAUGUACCGCCGUGUACGAGAUGGUCAAAGGGAAGUAGUAGAGCAGCUGGUACUGCCAGAACGGCUGCGCGCAUCCGUCAAGACUGCUCUGCAUGAUGACUCAGGGCAUUUAGGAUUUGAGAGGACCUUGCAGAUGAUAAGGGAGAGAUUCUACUGGCCAAGAAUGUUCCAGGAAAUCAAGACUUGGUGUGAACAGUGUCAGAGGUGCUGCCUCAGAAAGACCCCAACUGCAGGCCUCAGGGCUCCCCUGGUCAGUAUUCACACCAGUGCCCCCAUGGAGCUGGUGUGUGUGGACUUUUUGACACUGGAGAAGUCAAAAGGUGGCAUUGAAAAUGUGCUCGUUGUUACCGACCACUUCUCACGAUACGCCCAGGCCUAUCCCACUAAAGACCAGAAGGCCAACACAGUUGCGAAGGUACUGUGGAAAAACUUCUUCUGCCGGUUUGGUUUUUGUGAGAAAUUGUUGGCAGACCAAGGACGCAAUUUUGAAAGUGCUAUCGUGAAGGAACUGUGCAAGUGUACGGGCAUCACUAAGACCCACACCACCCCCUACCACCCACAGGGCAAUGGGGGCACGGAAAGGUUCAACCGGACCCUCAUGGACAUGCUGGGGACACUAGAGCCUCACUUGAAACCCCGCUGGCAUGAGCACUUGGAUGCAAUGACGCAUGCCUACAAUUGCACACGUCACGACUCGACUGGUUAUGCACCAUACUACCUGAUGUUCGGUAGGCACCCCCGGCUCCCAGUCGACCUGGUCUUUGGGCUUCCUUCCACCAAUGAGCAAGGAGGAUAUAGUGAGUACGUCCAAACUCUACAUGACAGUCUGUCCGAAGCCUAUGCCCUGGCUAAUCAGGCUUCCCACCAUGCGAAAGAUCAGCAGAAAAAAUACUAUGACCGAAAAGCAAAGAGUCAAGUCUUCAGUGCAGGGGACCGAGUCCUGGUCAAAAAGUGUCAUGUGGAAGGACGGCAGAAACUGGGAGACAAGUGGGAGUCUCGUCCAUACAUUGUGGUGAAGAAGCAACCCAAUAUACCGGUGUAUGUAGUUCGACCAGAAGAUGGUGAACCAGAGAGAGUGGUCCACCGCAACCUCCUUACACAGUGUAUGUUUCUGCCAGUGGAACAGGCCGGUGAAGUGACGACAAAUGAUGUGGAGUCAGAUGUGGAAGAGGAUCACGAGGGAGCGGAUACAGAGGAAAUGGAGGAGCAAGAUAGAGGAGAGACAGAGGAAGAUAUUGAAGAGGAAUGUGAGAUGGAUGAUACAGGGACAGUAAACGGACAGGUUGAACACACAGGGAUGGAGGAAUUGGAUGUGGAGAAUGGGCAAAUAAGUGAUAAAGAAGAGGAAGCCACACCUCUCAGUUGUGCCGAAGCACCUCCAGAGGCUGUGGCUCCAAGAAGGAACCCGUCGAGAAAUCGACAGCCCCCAAAGAGGCUAUGCCUUGAGUCGCAAGUUCUGAGAUCGGAUGAAGAACAACAGAAGAUAGAGAGAGGCAAGAAGUUGUGGCAAAGGGCCAAAGCAAGAGGACCAGAAGGGCAUGUUUAACACACACACACACACACACACACACACACACACACACACACACACACACACACACACACUCACUCACUUUUGGUUAAAGAGUGGAGUUUUUGCUUUUUGUUUACGUUUGAUCUGAUGGCAGAGACGCCAUCAAAUAAAGAAGGGGUAGAUGUAAGGCAGUAGCCUGGCAAUGUAUAAGACAGUACCUCUUUAUGAGCACUGGAGGUCGCUAUUCUGUUGAUUUUUACCUGUGGGUUCAGCACACCUCACCUUUUUGUCCCUCAGUGGACACCAUAGUCUAGGCGCCAUCUUUGAAAAUGUUCUUCUUUUCCACUGAAAAGGUGAGACCUGUUUUAUGACUGUCUGAACACUUUAUAAGAUAUUAGAGUUAAAAAUGCCCAUCCAGCGAAUUUGUUGCAAUACAGUGUUAGCUAAGGUGUUUACUUACAUUUUGAUGUGUUUUGAAGAAAUGUGCAAUUCCGUUUUUGUACUUAAAUGUUUGAUGUAAGUUGGCCAGUGUGAUUAACAAUUAGUAGAGUCUGAAUUGAAUGGGGUUGUGAAGGAUGGCUUUUUACAUGUUUAUUCUGGUCACUGUGUUUGAACUACUGAUUUGUGAUUUAUUGUUAUUUAGCAUUUGGGCAUAUUGAAUAUGAGAAAGAUUUAUAUAUUUUUGUUGACAUAUGUUAAUGUGUUCUUUUGCAUUGAGACACAUUUGUAAAGGAAAAUGUUCUUCUUUUCCACUGAAAAGCUUAAUGACCAGAGCCAGAGAGGACCACUACUGUGAGCAAAUAAAUGCAACAAGGUCUCAUCCACAAUCCAGAA
This is a messenger RNA of Nerophis ophidion (straightnose pipefish), 11085 nucleotides long. RefSeq lists its product as uncharacterized. The record is from RefSeq and is a predicted model, not a curated record. Gene Ontology annotation, molecular function: aspartic-type endopeptidase activity; nucleic acid binding. NCBI's taxonomy places the organism in Eukaryota, Metazoa, Chordata, Actinopteri, Syngnathiformes, Syngnathidae. The transcript has 3 exons. Gene Ontology annotation, biological process: DNA integration; proteolysis. The coding region runs from base 1369 to 10284 and encodes 2971 amino acids.